Molecule: messenger RNA, 393 nt
Organism: Racocetra persica
Lineage: Eukaryota; Fungi; Glomeromycota; Glomeromycetes; Diversisporales; Gigasporaceae
Source: the annotation of a GenBank genome assembly
AUGAUUGAAGAAAGUGAAAUAUCGGAAAACCCAAAAGUGUAUCACACAAACACAAUUGAAGCAUAUUGGCAAAAUAAAUUGGAAAACUAUAGAAACCAACAACUAUUUAAGGACCCUAAAAUGGACUCCAACUCUGACAGAAAAAGAAACCUACCAGAAAAACAAAAGAACCCUGAAAAAAUAAUAAUAAUAUCAAGAACCCGAUUCAUCAAUAACUCCUGGAGAAGAACUGAACCUAUCAAUUGCUCUAAUUGCAAUUAUCCUAGGCUACCUGGUCAUGAUUGUUUAUUUAAUCCAAGCAAUCCUAAUGCACUUAAACGAUUUGCAAAAGAUCAAAGAACAAAAGAAACAAUUAGCCCUGAAAUAAUCCUCAAAGAAAAAUUUAGAAUCUGA